Molecule: messenger RNA, 5359 nt
Organism: Salvelinus namaycush (lake trout)
Lineage: Eukaryota; Metazoa; Chordata; Actinopteri; Salmoniformes; Salmonidae
Product: poly [ADP-ribose] polymerase tankyrase-1-like
Exons: 27
Coding region: 40-3882 (1280 amino acids)
Molecular function (GO): NAD+ poly-ADP-ribosyltransferase activity; protein binding
Source: RefSeq, a predicted model, not a curated record
GCCAAUAUAUUUUUUGUUGCCAGUGGGACUGCUGUAAAAAUGGCGACGUCUCGUCGCUCUUCCCAGCAGCAAAAGCAGAGCAUAUCCUCGCCACCUCGCAGUAUUUCUCUUUCACUCACUCCUCCGGGGUCUCCCCCCGUUCCCUGUGGUGGCAUAAUUUCGGUGCUAGCGGGUGCUGAAGUAGACAGCGCCAGGGAUCCAGAGUUAACUCCGGCCUCCCCCGAUAUCCCCGCCCCGGCCCUAAGCAGCAGCAACUCCACUACCACCGGGGGUAGCAGCAGCGCUGGCUCUAGUCCUGACUCAGGUAGCAAUAGCAGCCCCGGGGGCAGCGACUGCGGGACUUUCAGAGAGCUGUUUGAAGCCUGUCGUAAUGGGGACGUAUCGCGGGUGAAGAGGUUGGUGGAUACGGUUAACGUGAAUGCCAAGGACAUGGCUGGGCGAAAAUCCACUCCGCUACACUUCGCUGCAGGAUUUGGGAGGAAGGAUGUUGUGGAGCACCUCCUUCAGACAGGGGCCAACGUUCACGCCUGUGAUGACGGAGGUUUGAUCCCUUUGCAUAACGCCUGCUCCUUUGGUCACGCUGAGGUGGUCAGCCUGCUCCUCUGUCAGGGUGCUGACCCAAACGCCCGGGACAACUGGAACUACACACCUCUCCACGAGGCUGCCAUCAAGGGCAAAAUAGACGUGUGCAUCGUGCUGCUCCAGCAUGGAGCCGACCCCAACAUUCGCAACACCGACGGCAAGAGUGCCCUGGACCUUGCCGACCCAUCCGCUAAGGCUGUGCUCACUGGUGAAUACAAGAAAGACGAACUCCUGGAGGCGGCUAGGAGUGGAAAUGAAGAGAAGCUCAUGGCCCUGCUCACUCCGUUAAACGUCAACUGCCACGCAAGCGACGGCCGCAAGUCCACCCCUCUCCACCUGGCAGCAGGGUACAACCGGGUCAGAAUAGUACAGCUCCUGCUACAGCACGGUGCCGACGUACAUGCAAAGGACAAAGGUGGUCUGGUUCCUCUCCACAAUGCAUGUUCUUAUGGUCACUACGAAGUCACAGAGCUGCUGCUGAAGCAUGGAGCGUGUGUGAACGCCAUGGACCUGUGGCAGUUCACUCCUCUCCACGAGGCUGCCUCGAAGAACCGCGUGGAGGUGUGUUCUCUGCUGCUGAGCCACGGGGCUGACCCCACCCUGGUCAACUGUCACGGGAAGAGUGCUGUGGACAUGGCCCCCACCCCGGAGCUCAAAGAGAGACUCACCUAUGAGUUUAAGGGGCACUCUCUGCUCCAGGCUGCGCGGGAAGCAGACGUGGCCAAGGCCAAGAAGUCCCUCGCUCUAGAGAUCAUCAACUUCAAACACCCACAGACACACGAUACGGCACUGCACUGUUCAGUGGCCUCUCCUCACCCAAAGCGGAAGCAGAUCACAGAGCUGCUGUUACGUAAAGGUGCCAACGUCAACGAGAAGAACAAGGACUUCAUGACCCCCCUACACGUGGCUGCUGAGAGGGCCCACAAUGACAUCAUGGAGGUGUUGCAGAAACAUGGAGCAAAGAUGAAUGCACUGGACACCUUGGGGCAGACAGCCCUGCACCGUGCUGCAAUGGCGGGACACCUCCAGACCUGCAGGCUGCUGUUGAGCUACGGAGCAGACGCCUCCAUCCUCUCACUGCAGGGCUUCACCGCCUCACAGAUGGGCAACGAGGCCGUGCAGCAGAUACUCGAUGAAAAUGUACCAGUGAGGAACUCUGACGUAGACUAUCGGCUCCUAGAGGCAGCUAAAGCUGGAGACCUGGACACUGUGAAGUCGCUGUGCUCUCCACAGAAUGUGAAUUGUCGGGACCUGGAGGGUCGUCACUCCACGCCGCUGCACUUCGCCGCCGGCUACAACCGUGUGGCGGUGGUGGAGUACCUGCUGCAUCAUGGGGCCGACGUCCACGCUAAAGACAAGGGAGGUCUGGUGCCCCUGCACAACGCCUGCUCCUACGGUCACUACGAGGUGGCUGAGUUGCUGGUGAGACACGGGGCGUCGGUGAACGUAGCAGACCUGUGGAAGUUCACCCCUCUCCACGAGGCAGCAGCCAAGGGCAAAUAUGAGAUCUGCAAGCUGCUCCUCAAGCAUGGGGCGGACCCGACCAAGAAGAACCGUGACGGCAACACUCCUCUGGACAUGGUGAAGGAGGGGGACACGGACAUCCAGGAUCUGCUGAGAGGAGACGCUGCCCUGCUGGACGCUGCGAAGAAGGGCUGUCUGGCCCGCGUCCAGAAACUCUGCAGCCCAGAGAACAUCAACUGUAGAGACACACAGGGACGCAACUCCACCCCCCUGCACCUUGCAGCUGGCUACAAUAACCUGGAGGUAGCAGAGUACCUGUUGGCGCAUGGAGCUGAUGUCAACGCCCAGGACAAGGGGGGCCUCAUCCCCCUCCACAACGCUGCCUCUUACGGGCACGUGGAUAUAGCUGCUCUCCUGAUCAAGCACAACACGUGUGUGAACGCUACAGAUAAGUGGGCCUUCACCCCCCUCCACGAGGCGGCUCAGAAAGGCCGGACCCAGCUGUGUGCUCUGCUAUUGGCCCACGGAGCUGACCCUACAAUGAAGAACCAGGAGGGACAGACGCCACUGGACCUGGCUACGGCUGAUGACAUCAGAGCGCUGCUGAUUGAUGCCAUGCCUCCAGACGCCCUACCCAGCUGCUUCAAGCCUCAGGCCACGGUGGUCAGCGCCUCGGUGGUCAGCGCCUCGGUGGUCAGCGGCUCGGUGGUCAGCGGCUCGGUGGUCAGCGCCUCGGUGGGCAGCGGCUCGGUGGGCAGCGGCUCGGUGGGCAGUGCAGCGGACAUCUCUCCGGCAUCUACGCCAUCCUGCCUGUCUGCAGCCAGCAGCAUAGACAACCUGGCCAAUCCCCUGAGUGAGCUCACUGUGGCUGGAGCCACCGGGCCUGCAGACGGAGCCGCCGGGUCCGACAGGAAGGAAGGACAGCCCAUCUUAGACAUGAACAUCAGCCAGUUCCUGAAAAGCUUGGGGUUGGAGCACCUGCGCGACAUCUUCCAGAGGGAACAGAUUACGCUGGACGUCCUGGCCGAUAUGGGCCACGAGGAGCUGAAGGAGAUUGGGAUCAACGCCUACGGUCACCGCCACAAACUCAUCAAAGGCAUGGAGAGACUCCUGGGAGGACAGCAAGGUGCUAACCCGUACCUCACGUUCCACUGUGCCAGUCAGGGUACGGUGCUCAUAGACCUGGCCACUGACGAUAAGGAGUUCCAGUCUGUAGAGGAGGAGUUGCAAAGUACGAUCCGAGAGCACCAGGACGGGGGCAACGCAGGUGGGGUCUUCAGCAGGUACAACAUCCUAAAGAUCCAGAAGGUGGUGAAUAAGAAGUUGAGGGAGAGGUAUUCGCACAGACAGAAAGAGAUCGCUGACGAAAACCACAACCACCACAACGAGCGUAUGCUCUUCCACGGCUCUCCAUUCAUCAACGCCAUCAUCCAUAAGGGUUUUGACGAGCGGCAUGCCUACAUCGGGGGCAUGUUCGGCGCGGGCAUCUAUUUUGCAGAGAACUCCUCCAAGAGUAACCAGUACGUGUACGGGAUAGGAGGGGGCACGGGCUGCCCCACUCACAAAGACCGCUCCUGCUACGUCUGCCACAGGCAGUUGUUGUUCUGCAGGGUGACCCUGGGUAAGUCCUUCCUCCAGUUCAGUGCCAUGAAGAUGGCCCACGCCCCCCCUGGACACCACUCUGUGAUUGGCCGGCCCAGCGUCAAUGGACUGGCCUACGCAGAGUACGUAAUCUACAGAGGAGAACAGGCGUACCCAGAGUACCUAAUCACAUAUCAGAUCCUGAAGCCAGAGAGCACACCCUCAUCCACAGCCGGAGAAGAACAGAAGUCCUAGUCCAGACUGAUCCAGACCAACUCACACCCACCUUUACUGGGAAAGAACCAACCACAGAGACUCUUACCAGAAACACUUCACACAUUCUGGGCUAAGCCGGGACAAACCCCAGCCCCUUAACUCAACUCUACACCAAUGGAAAGAUUUCUUUCCUCCACUUCUUUUUUGUUGUUCCAUUUCACUAUAAACAACCAGUUUCUCACAACCACCACCCAUUUAUUCCUUCCUCAUCCUACUUCAGUGUUUACAUGAAAAUGUUGCCUUCCCGGGGAAUCGUCUCUCGAGUCAUGUUGUCGCCCCCUAGUGCCCAUCUCCCAGUCUCUCGCUCAUGGUUGCCCUUUGUUGUCACUGGUUAAGGCCAAAUAGAGAGAACCAAGUGGAUAAUGGUUAGGUCAGACAUUGGGACUCAAAGCUCAUUGGUUAGUGGUUAAGGUUAGAGAUGGGGACUCACAGCUCAUUGGUUAGUGGUUAAGGUUAGAGAUGGGGACUCACAGCUCAUUGGUUAGUGGUUAAGGUUAGAGAUGGGGACUCACAGCUCAUUGGUUAGUGGUUAAGGUUAGAGAUGGGGACUCACAGCUCAUUGGUUAGUGGUUAAGGUUAGAGAUGGGGACUCACAGCUCAUUGGUUAGUGGUUAAGGUUAGAGAUGGGGACUCACAGCUCAUUGGUUAGUGGUUAAGGUUAGAGAUGGGGACUCACAGCUCAUUGGUUAGUGGUUAAGGUUAGAGAUGGGGACUCACAGCUCAUUGGUUAGUGGUUAAGGUUAGAGAUGGGGACUCACAGCUCAUUGGUUAGUGGUUAAGGUUAGAGAUGGGGACUCACAGCUCAUUGGUUAGUGGUUAAGGUUAGAGAUGGGGACUCACAGCUCAUUGGUUAGUGGUUAAGGUUAGAGAUGGGGACUCACAGCUCAUUGGUUAGUGGUUAGGGUUAGAGAUGGGGACUCACAGCUCAUUGGUUAGUGGUUAGGGUUAGAGAUGGGGACUCACAGCUCAUUGGUUAGUGGUUAAGGUUAGAGAUGGGGACUCACAGCUCAUUGGUUAGUGGUUAAGGUUAGAGAUGGGGACUCACAGCUCAUUGGUUAGUGGUUAAGGUUAGAGAUGGGGACUCACAGCUCAUUGGUUAGUGGUUAAGGUUAGAGAUGGGGACUCACAGCUCAUUGGUUAGUGGUUAAGGUUAGAGAUGGGGACUCACAGCUCAUUGGUUAGUGGUUAGGGUUAGAGAUGGGGACUCACAGCUCAUUGGUUAGUGGUUAAGGUUAGAGAUGGGGACUCACAGCUCAUUGGUUAGUGGUUAAGGUUAGAGAUGGGGACUCACAGCUCAUUGGUUAGUGGUUAGGGUUAGAGAUGGGGACUCACAGCUCAUUGGUUAGUGGUUAAGGUUAGAGAUGGGGACUCACAGCUCAUUGGUUAGUGGUUAAGGUUAGAGAUGGGGACUCACAGCUCAUUGGUUAGUGGUUAAGGUUAGAGAUGGGGACUCACA